AUGCACCUAGCUUUCCCUGCAGCAGCAGCAGCAGCAACAGCAACAGCAACUGCAGCAACUCCAGCAGCAACAGCUGCAACGCCAAGAGAUGUAGCAGCAGCAAUAAAGGCAACAAAUGCACAGCAGCAGCACAAAAAAAAGCAGCAACAACAAGAAAAACAGCAGCAGCAGCAGCAACUGCAGCAACAGCAGCAACAGCAGCAACUGCAGCAGCAGCAACUGCAGCAACAGCAGCAACAGCAGCAACUGCAGCAGCAGCAACUGCAGCAGCAGCAGCAGCAGCAGCAGCAGCAACAAUGA
Molecule: messenger RNA, 300 nt
Organism: Eimeria acervulina
Lineage: Eukaryota; Apicomplexa; Conoidasida; Eucoccidiorida; Eimeriidae
Exons: 2
Coding region: 1-300 (99 amino acids)
Source: RefSeq, a predicted model, not a curated record